GACUUCCGGUUAAAAGUGCCCGUAUGUUGUUGCAAAUUGACAAAUGAAAACAUUGCCGUAUAUGAUUCCGUUUGAAGAAGAGUAUUAUAGCUUACAUUUCUAUUUGAUUUGAAAGAGGGAAACUGCACAAUUUCUCUUUCAAAAUAAGAUACGGAGAUUUUUCGGAAAUUAAUUAGUCGGCCAAUCGGUCAUCUGCAGGUCAAUCAAGAAAAAAAAAAUGAGCAAAUCGGAGAAGCAUAGUAAACGGCCUAAACCGACUUGUUUGUUAUACGAUUCAGAAUUAUGGAAUAAAUGUAAAUCAAACUUGAAAUUAAAGCCAGUUGGUUUGCAAAAUCUUGGAAACACUUGCUUCAUCAAUUCGGCUUUACAAUGUUUAUCGUAUACUCCCGCUCUAAUUGAUUACUUAUUCGGUUACGGACAUAGGCAACAAUGUAAAAUUAAAGAUUAUUGCUGCUUGUGUCAAUUACAAAAGCUGAUAGAGGAAAUGGAAAAUUGCAACGGUUUGGGUUUUAUACCUCCUAUAACAAUAUUUAACCGUUUAAAAGCGACUUGCAACAUGGAACCGGGGCAACAACAAGAUUCUCACGAAUUUCUUCGCUAUCUAAUAGAUCGUAUGAGCAACGAUGCUUUAUAUGAAUUUAAGGAUUAUACAGGAAUCGAACGUGAAACAACUGCUAUACAUCAAAUUUUUGGUGGCUAUUUAAGGAGCGAAGUAAAAUGUUACACAUGUAAAAAUAAAUGUUUCACCUAUGACCUUUUUAUGGAUUUAUCCGUUGAUGUAAAGAGCAUGAAAACUCUCGGAGAAGCUCUUAGAAAAUACGUCAAACCCGAAGUGUUGAAAAAUGGCAAUGCUUAUUAUUGUCGUACCUGUCAGAGUAUUAUGAAAGCUAAGAAGACAAUGACAAUUUACCGCGCACCUAACGUAUUGACAUUGCAUUUCAAAAGAUUCAAGUUUGUUAAUAGACCUCAGAGAAUACAAAACACUGUGGAAUAUAAUUUGAAUUUAAAUAUCAAAGAUUUUAUGACAAAAUCUAAAUCUGACGAUAUAAACUACGAAUUAUACGCUGUUCUCCUCCAUCAUUCUCAGCACGCUAACGGAGGUCAUUAUACUUGCUACGUUAAACACAACAACAUUUGGUUUCAUUUAAAUGACGCUAAAGUUAAUAUCAUACCAGAAGACAAGGUAAUUAACGAUUCGGACGCUUAUGUUCUUUUCUAUAAAAGAUCCAAAAUGAAUUUCUGGGAGGCUUAUUCGGAUAAGAAAACUUUCUCUUGUUCAGAAGAUUCGGAAUCUACAAAUGAUAACGUAUUAUCUGAAAAAGAUGAACCUAAAACUUCAACUCCUAUCUUGUUUAAUGAAAAUAAUAGUCUUCCUCUAGCUCCAGAGAGACCAAAGAUAUCAUUUGCCAUUCGCCCCCAUUUUACGACAAGACUUUCAGGAGUGAAAACUUUCAACGGUCGUCUAAUGACCCCAAUCAGUAGUCUAAUUGAUGACGACAGUGAUAGUGAGAAAGAUGAAGGGCUCAAUGAAGACAAGAAUGAAAAGGAGAACUCUGAAAUUGAAUCUAAUAGCUCAGCGACCCUUUUAUCUAAUUUCAAUAAGACUUAUGAAGAAUCGUUCAAAUUAUUUCCGGAUGCCAAAAGUUCAGACGAUUUUAGCGACGUCUGCGAUCAAGUUGGAAAUUUAAUGAAAGAUUGGUCAGAAAUGCAAUCACCACCCCAAGAUUUUUCCUUUGACGAUCAAAUACCAGAUUUCACAACAGAUCCUAUUCUUAUAGAAAGGAAUGAAAAGAAAACCACUCAAGCUUCGUGGAAAUCUCUCUGGGCGUCCAUUGAUGCAGGUUUAGAUGAUCAAUCGAGGCAAAGUCCAACAACCGAAAAAUUAAUGGCUUUAAAGCAAAUGGCGAAAGAAAAUGCCGGUGAAAUUAAAGACAAUGGGGAAAGUUCUCCUCAGUCUGGUGACGUAACCAGUUCCGUUUCUGACGCCCAAGACAAAUGUUCUAGUCAAGAAUGUGUAGAGGAAACCGCAGAGAAAAAGAGUAUAGUUGAAAAAGAUACAAAUGAAAAGAAGGACAAAUUGACAAAGAAAGACAAAAAUGAAACGGAACCCGUUAAGCAGAGAUAUCAAGAGUUCAAUUUAGCUGAAAAAUUAGUCCCAACCGCUAAAGUAUUGCCCAUAAAAAAGAAAAAGAAUAUAAUAAUUCCUGAACGAUCACCCGAUGUAUCCAAUCCAAGUAAAAAAACUACUCAAAAGUCAAAAAACCAAGUAAAAGCAGACAAGAAACAAGAUAUAUCAAAAAGAAAAAUCAAAGACAAAACGAAGAGUAAAAAAGAAAGAAAAGAUAAAUAUUAUGAUCAAAAGGAAGAUGCAAAUGAAAAAUGUUUACAAUCCGAUUUGCUAUUGGACGCCGUAUUGUUAGAGGAUGAUGAAAUUAUACCAGAUCUAUUCGACUCACCAGAAUCCUCUAAUCUUGAAUCUUCUAAGGAGAUUAACAAAAGUAUAUUGUGCUAUAGUAAUUCUACUGGUUACAGUAUAGGUACUUUAGACGCUUUAAACGCUACAAAUGAAACGAUGGAGAGUAAUACUGAAGAGAAUAGCUUAACAGAUGUAGAAGGGAUAAAUAUUGUGAGUAGAAACGCCAACGAAUCUAAUGCACCUAAUACCUUCGAAUUUGAUCAAAAUCAACAGUGUGAUGAUACCCUACUAAAAUCAUCAAUAGACGCUUUACACAAGUACCAAGAUAAAUUUCGUUCUUGGGAAUCAAACGAAAAUACUUCACAGUCUGAAAAGGAGCAAAUUCAUCAAACUCUACACGACUUAGAGGCUUUAGAUCGUAGCGUUAAAAGUUUGUCAAAUUCAAGAAAAUUCAACGACGACAGCUUAUCUGUUGUAUCUGAAUCUAGAGAAGAACUUGGUGGUAUAUUUUAUAAACCAAAGACAACGUUAAGAAAGAAUGGUUUAACCAUUCGUAGACCCAAUGGGCAAAGUUUGAAAGUUAUGAACAAAAAAAUGUCUGCCUUCGAAAGAACAUAUAAAAAUCUUCAACGUCACAGCUUAUGGGAUGGCAAGUACUUCCAAGUGAGAGAUCAGAAAACGCAAACAUUUACUUAUCAUAAAGAAUUGAAAUAUGGAGAAAGGGCAAAUUUAAAAUCUCUUACUGUUGACCCAAACAAAUACGACAUAGGUCCACCUAAAUUUACCAAAGAUCUCCAUCACAUUGAAAAAUGGCUAGUAAAAUCCAUCAUAACUCCUGGACCUCAAACUCCUACUUCUUGCUUUAAUUCAUUAGCAAAUAAUCCAGAGGGGCAUCGACAUAUUACAAAAUCAACUACAAGUGCUUUCUGCACUGUUAUUAAAAAAGAACGACCAAUGCAAUCGGCUAUUGACUUUAUGACGACUGAAAGAAAUCUUAAGAGGCCAGAAACUCCUGUCGUUCAGCCUAUUAAACUAAUCGAAGGCAGUAAUAAAGGUGCCAGUCCAUUUGCGAAAAAUAUAGUUAAGGACAACGACGAUGUCGUGUCAUUGGUAGAUGAAGAAACAGGAGAUGUGUUUACAUUUGUUCCUAUGAAAGAAACUAAAAAUCCAUCUUCUACUCGUUUUGAAGUUCGCAAGAAUAAUGAUGAUUUAAUGGAAUUUGAAUUAACCCCUCAUUUAGACGACUUAUCUUUUCCAAAAAGUAGCAAAUUACUUACUAAUGACUCGACCAUUAAAACUGAAAGCAUAGAAGAACAAUCGAAAAACGUUGAUAUAACGGAUGAAAAUGAGAUAUCGGAGAUUCUCUUGACCGAUCUGUCUUGUCAAUCAGAAUUGACUAUUCAUGAGGAAGAACUAGACAUCUCUGGGGAAAAUAUUCCAAAUGUAACAAAAGACCCAACAGAAAGAAUUGAUGAACAAGAAAAUUGUAACAAUUUUAUACCUAAUUAUUUACUCGAUUCAAAUGACAAUGAUCAAGAUAACCUAUUAAGUACAGAAGAGAGCGUCAAAAGCGUCUAUUUUAUAAAAUCAGAUAUUGCUUUAGAAAAUCGUAAAGAUUUAGAAAAUGUUAAGGAAAAAAAGUUAGUAUGUACAUCUCAAACAACUUUACCUCGUGUACCAAAAGCAACUAUAAUGAAAAACUACAUGACUCGAAGUCGUGUGAUGUCCUUUUCUUCAUCUCCUGCUAGAAGCCAUCAAGAUGAUGAUCAUGAUAACAAUGAUGACGAUGAUAAUAGUAACGAUAACAAUAAUGACAAUGAUAAAGAGAAUGAUGACGAAGUUGCUGCAAUCAAUGAAGAUCACGCACAUAGAAAUAAGAGUCUCCGUAUUAAGAGUGCUAAAUGGGGAUCUAACAGUUUUAGAACCGAAUCGGCUGUAAGAAAAAAAGAAGUUGAGGCUAAGAGAUUAAAAAUGAUAAGAGAAAAUGCAGACUAUUUAAAACGCUAUACACCAACAUGGGCCAAUAAGACGAAUCUAAGUAGUAUCCACACGAUGGAGACUCGUAGCAAAUCCAGAACGGAAGACAAUAGUAUUGAAGAGAUUAGACAUCAAUUAGGAAAUACGGGGAAAAGAACAACGAAACGAAAGCUAUCUGACAAACUCAUACCUACUAGAGAAAAGAAAAGAUGUAGAUUACUGGAUGAUGAACAAACACCAAUCUUAACGAAGGAAGAACCGUUAAAUAGUAAUUAUCCUGACGAUAAUAAGCAAACGUCACCGACUUCACUCAAACAAACUGAAAAUAGCGAAAAUGUCUUACAUUUACCUGAUCAGCCAGAAAAGGAUGCUAAUAAUGCAAAUAUAAUUAAUAAACUACCUUCAACUCCUUUCCUAAACGAUUCUUCUGUACAUAAAGAAGCGGAAACAAAUGCUCAACAACUUUUUAAACGAAUGUACAGAGAGGAAGCGUUAAUUGAUGAAGAGGUUCGGAUUAAAGACAAUAAUCCAGAUAGGCCUGUUCAUAAGAAUUCAGUAUCAAAGAACGAAAGUGAGAAAGAGAAAAGAACGAACGAAAAUGAGUUAUUGAAAAAUGUAGACGUUGAUCCAAUCGAGAAUAAAACUCAAUUAUUACAGCAAAUAAUAAAUGUUAAUAAACAAAAAAGUUCAAACAAUCGACCUGAUGAUUGGAAUGCUGUAUCGGAUUGUGGCUAUUCAAGCGACGACGAUUCAACAAAGAGAAAUAAAGCUAAUAAUGAAGCAGCUGUACAAUACCAUAACGAAUCCAAAGUUAGAGCUAAAUAUCGGAAACAAGGACCGUUUAAAAUAGUUACGGAAUGUUGUCCUCGUAACUGUUAUUUAAAUAUUCCAUUAGAAGUGCAAAAAUAUCAGUAUGAAUUAUAUUAUUCUAAAGAUUUUAAAGAACAAUCUGAACAGUUGUUGGAUUACUUAUCAUCGGAUUCGGCAAGUGUUAAUUGCUCAAGAAGAAAAUGGUACUAUCACGUUCUUACCAAAGAUAAUAAGGAGGAAAGCGUUUGUAGGCAUUUUCUAUUGAAGAUGCUGAAGAUUCCAUUAAAACGAUUACGAACGGUUAUAGAGAAAGUAAGAGCUAAGGAGAAAGGAGAGAAAAAUGAGAUACAAUUGGACGAUAUGAGAGGACGUCACGUUAAGCGUGGCGUUCCUCCAGUCGUUUACGAAACGCUUCGUACUUUUUUCAAUAGAUCUGGAGCAACAACACGCAAUGUUUUAGAAGUAUUUGGAGGUGUAAAAGAACUGUAUUAUGAUUUUGUGUCUUACUACGAAAGUCUUCAUCAUUCUAAGCCAGAUAUAAAGCUCAAUACUUUCUUUAAAAGUUUAACUCCAAGAAAAGUUAGCGAAAAGUUAGAAAUGUGGAAAUUUAUUUCAGAAUUAUUCGAUAAGUAUGAAGAAUUAGCUGAAAAAGAUGAAAAUUAUUAUUUGGAGGCCAUAGAACGUCUACUACUGAGCGAUAAUUUACAUGGAAUGUUUACUAAUAUUCUUCGGAAAUCAUGUCACACUUUGAACAAACUUUGUUCAAUUGAUAUUUCUCAUAGUGCAUUUUUCUUCGAAUCGAAGCUUAUAUCUUGGUAUUCAAAAGCGAAUGUGAAAAGUCUUGUACCUGGUGAUGUUUUAAUAUUAACAAUAUUGAUAAGAAUUCUUCUUGAUCAAUCGGACUUGGAAACUGUUAGUAGGGUUUCUAGUCAAGAUAGUCUGAGAAGAUCAGUGGAUAAAAAUUCAAUUAAUGAAAGUCAUAAUCAACACCAAAAUCGUCUAAAUAGUUUAUUAGGCAAAAUUCUAAAAUCGCCAAUACUCUCACCAACAUCCUUUUUGACUAGAAGUGCAUCAUCAUCUUUCAGCUUGCCAAAAAGUGACUGGGAUUCUAGUCAUUACGAAGGAUAUCACAGUUUUACUGUCAUGCUUGAUCAUAGACCGGAAUCUAGAUAUACUCCAUACACUGCAUUCAUUCUGCAGUUCUUUCCAGGUUUAACAGCAAUGUUUCUUGGUGAAGCUUCAAAUUCUCAUCAUUCCACUCUUCUAUGUAAAACUUUAAACAUUCUACGAAAUAUUUAUAAGAGCAACAUUGUUGAGGGUCGAUCAUGCUUUUACGUUCUUCGUAGAAACAUUGCAAAUAUUGUGAAAAUAGCCACUGAAAAUAAGAAAUUACUCAACAUAUCUGUAAUAAUUGAUCAAAUGUGGAAAAAUUUAAUACAAAAUGGUAUAUAUGAUUAUUUAAUUAUCAAAAAUAAAGAAGAUAGACAACCUUAUCAAAGCAGGAUAGAAUCGUCUUUGAUAGUUCUUAUAACUAAAAUAAGAGAACUUUUUAGAAUAAUGUACCUUUUACCGAUAAAAGUUAAUAAAAGAACAUAUGAGAAAGUUGAAGAAGCUAUGUUGGCUACCUAUGCUAAUUGUUGUCAAGAAACAAACGACUACUUUGAAUAUUUAGCAGUAAAAUCUUCUAGAAAUUUAAGCAUAUCACAUUUUAAUGUCAAUUAUCCAGGCCUCGUAAAUUUUUGGCACAUUGAUAGAACGUCUAAUGUUGUUGUUAGCCCUUCUUUAAGAUAUGAUUUAGAAAGAAUUGAUCUCCAAAUAGAUGAAUCAUUUGUCGUUAAACUUGAUGAUUUAAACUUAAUUCGAAAGACUCUAAAUCAACUCUGGUUAGAAGUUCGAUGUGGAAAUAUGAAAUGGAAUAGUAUGGACGAAAAGUUUUAUUACAACUAUACACUCUGGUUCGAAGAUGGCAUGGUUUGA
Molecule: messenger RNA, 7180 nt
Organism: Dimorphilus gyrociliatus
Lineage: Eukaryota; Metazoa; Annelida; Polychaeta; Dinophilidae
Source: the annotation of a GenBank genome assembly